AUGGAAUUAAAUAAUAACGAGCCUAGUAAUCCAGAUUCUCAAGCUUAUCAUUUUCUAGAUUUGGAUAUAGAAGUGUCUUGGCCAGUUUCAUUUCCAGAUAAUAAAGAGUAUCAUGAAUUUACAGAAAUUGAAAAGCUAAAUUUUAAGGCCAGAAUGACUAAAGAGCGAGCACAAAAAAUAUUAAAUACAAUUAAUAAUUAUAAAAUAGAUGAAAAAUUUCUAGUUAGAGAAGCCAGUAUACAAUCUGAUGUAGAAAGACUUGAUAGUAAUGCAGCCAAAAGAUGGUGCAAACAAAAUUGCCUUGUUCUGAUCCCUGGCUUAUCUGAAAAAAGAAAGCUAGUGAAAAAUGAUAAAAUACAUUUAUCCUUAAAUACACUUCCUAAUAAAUUCUUACAAGGCAUGUUAGGAAAAGAAAAGGCUAUAGAUUGGGAACUUGGAUAUGUAAUAACUAUUUAUACCAAAUAUUUAAGCCAACUUAUUCAGAUUGAAGGUUCCUUAUUACCUUCUGAGAUUGAAGAUGCAAAAAAUAAGAAAGCUAUUAAAUGUUUAUUGAGACCAUUUAUUUCUGAAAAACUUGUAGGAAGAUAA
Molecule: messenger RNA, 588 nt
Organism: Cetraspora pellucida
Lineage: Eukaryota; Fungi; Glomeromycota; Glomeromycetes; Diversisporales; Gigasporaceae
Source: the annotation of a GenBank genome assembly